Molecule: messenger RNA, 712 nt
Organism: Cryphonectria parasitica EP155
Lineage: Eukaryota; Fungi; Ascomycota; Sordariomycetes; Diaporthales; Cryphonectriaceae
Exons: 3
Coding region: 200-712 (170 amino acids)
Source: RefSeq, a predicted model, not a curated record
CGUGCUCAACCACUCGACCUUUCCAUUACCAGAACCUUGGCCCUGUGAGCUUCCUCGCGUCACGACCGCCACCAGCUAUCAACCACGCCACUACUGCGUCGCUGUGCUCGUGUUAUUCCCUUUGAUAUUCUCUUUUCCUGGAUAUCCUCCCGACAUUCUCAUAUUUCCUACCAGUGACAGCACCAACUUCAUCAGCAAAAUGUCUGCUCCCGCCAAGUGGACCGACGCGGCCAUCAAGGACCUCACCUUCGCCAUCCUGAUGUCCACCAACAGUGGUGGCAUCAACGUGAACGCCAAUUGGGACAAGGUGACCGAGACCAUGAAUGCCUGGGGCUACAACUUCACCAAGAGUGCCAUGAGCCAGCACUGGACCAAGCGCGUCUUGAAGGAGUUCCGUGAGCGCCACCCCGACACCGGCAGCGCUCAGAAUACCCCCAAGAAGCCCCCCCGGACGCCUGGCAAACAGCGGCCCCCCAAGACCCCCGGCAGCUCUGCCCGCGGCAAAAAGCGUGCCGCCGAGGACGACAAGGACGACUCCCCGGAGGGAGGCUACAUCAAGGACCCCAUCGCCCGCAACAAGACGCCCCGGUCUUCUGUCAAGAAGGCCAAAUACGCCAACGCCAGCGACGCCGAGGAGGACGAGGAGGAGCAGGCUGAGCUUGAUGACGUGCAGGCCAAGGUCGAGGCCUUGGAUGACGACUUUGGCGUCUAA